Messenger RNA from Lytechinus pictus (painted urchin), 6113 nucleotides. RefSeq names its product peptidyl-prolyl cis-trans isomerase FKBP8-like. The transcript is spliced from 11 exons. Gene Ontology annotation, biological process: protein folding; negative regulation of apoptotic process. NCBI's taxonomy places the organism in Eukaryota, Metazoa, Echinodermata, Echinoidea, Temnopleuroida, Toxopneustidae. Gene Ontology annotation, molecular function: protein folding chaperone; peptidyl-prolyl cis-trans isomerase activity; protein binding. Bases 153 to 1319 code for a protein of 388 amino acids. The record is from RefSeq and is a predicted model, not a curated record. Gene Ontology annotation, cellular component: mitochondrial envelope; cytosol; membrane.
GAUUUAAAAAAUCAUGUGAUAGCAAAGACACCAUACCCAGUGGCAUUGCGUGAAGACUGAAGCUCUGUAAAAUUUACUUUUUGCGUGAGUUAUUGACGAGUCCUGAUCACUGUACAUCUAUUUUUGUGUGUCAAUUGUAGGCCAGUGAAAAAAUGGCUGAUGUCUUAGAGAAAGCAGAUGCCAAUGCUGGUGCAUCAGGCGACCCCAGCAGAGUUACAGAAGUUAGCCCAGGCAGUGACAAAGGCAUUGAAGAAGCAAAGCAGACUGUUGUUGAUGGGAGUCAGAUGUCCACACCCAAGAAACCACUAGAGGCCGGAAUGGACAAUGACCAGGAAGAGCAGAAGAUCUCUGGGAGUGGGGAUGGAAAGGAAUGGUUAGAUGUCCUAGGAAGUGGUCAACUGAGGAAAAAGGUCCUGAAGGCCGGUCAAGGAGAGGGCAGUCGACCUGAUAGGGGUGUGGCUAUCACUGUGAGUUACAAGGGCAGGCUCCAGGAUGGUACAGAGGUGGAGGCUGAGGACAAAGUGACAUUCACUCAGGGAGAAGGAGAAAUUGUUCAAGCUAUUGAUUUGUGUGUAUGCCUAAUGGAGCUGGGUGAGGUAGCAGAAAUCCAUACCAAUGCCAGAUUUGCUUAUGGAGAAUAUGGAAAGGAGCCCAAAGUCUUGCCAAACACUGAUAUGAUUUAUGAAGUAGAAUUAUUAGAAGUAAACCCUCCACCCGCACUGCUCACAAUGACGUUGGAAGAAAUAUGUCAGCUAGCGAACAAGAAAAGGGAGUAUGGAAAUGAACUGUUUGGAAGGAAAGAUUAUUCUGGUGCAAUCAACUCGUACACAAGAGCCAUCUCACUGCUUGAAGAUUGUCCAAGCGGAAAGGAUGAUAGCUAUGAAAAAGAAGUAAGUGAGAUGGCAAUCAAAUGUUUCAACAACCUAGCAGCUGCCCAGCUAAAGGUGGAUGCAUUUUCAGCAGCUCUUCAGUCUUGUAAUUCUGUGUUAUCAAAGGAUCCAAGCAAUGUAAAGGCAUUAUUUAGGAAGGGAAAGGUCCUAGCUGGCCAACUGGAGUUCAGUGAAGCCCAUAUAUAUCUCAAAAAGGCAUUAGCAAUAGAACCAUCAAAUAAGACCAUUCAUCAAGAGCUUGCUAAGCUUUCGGUCAAACAGCAGCAGGAGGUGAAGUCAGAAAAGGCCAUGUAUCAGAGGAUGGUAGGAGAUAUGGCAACGGUCUCAGAGAAAGCUGAAUCAAAGAGCUCAAGAGUCAAAUAUCUCCUAAUUGGAUUAUCAAUGGUCAUUGCUGCUGUAGCCAUAGUGCUUGCUCUAUAUUUAUCAUAGACCUACAUCAUGGUAACCAUCAGUGACCAAAUGGACUUCAAACCAAACUAAAAUGCAAUAACUGCAAUUGAAUCGCCUACAGUUUUCUAUAAUGGCAGUAAGUGAAGCACGGGUGUGGAGUUCGAUCUGUUUCUUGGAAAGGAUUAGUCAUUUGCGUUUUCGUUGUCGAGUCUUCAGGAGAAGAAUUACCCAAAGAUGUCUUUAAUCAAGAUUACAAGGAUGUAUAGUUGCUGACAAUUGUAGUUUUUAAUGAACCAAAGCUGUGACAUUUGAUGAAAUAAUCUUGUAUUCCCUCUCUCCAUUUGAUCUCCAUGAGCAAUCUAUUCACCAUCUUUUCUAGGAUCCAUCGACCCUUUGUAAACAAAUAAUUCCUGGAUGAUCAAAUCAUGUUCCAAUUAUAAAAAUGCAUAUAGUAUUUUUCCAUCUAAAUGACAAUUUAAUAGGGGAUUCACUUUGAUGCAGUUUACAAUGUACAUAUUUUUAUUGUAGCUGGCUGGUAUACCGGGUAGACAUUAUUCUCUGUUGACACAAUACCAAGUAUGUGUUAUAGCCAGCUGGUAUUAAGGCUAGGUUACUGUUAUCUUUACACAGCCAAUCACACACUAUAUUUUCUUUGCAUCCAGUUUCUGCUUCUUUUGCUUGCAAUUUUGUCAGGUUUUGUCUCGCCUGCAUAGCAGAGCGUCAACAUCAAAUCUUAAUCUAAGGUUAAGUUUUUGAAAUGACAUCAUAACUUCAAAAGUAUAUGGACCUAGUUAAUGAAACUUGGACAUAAGGGUAAAUCAAGUAUUACUGAACACCCUGCCUUGGUUUCAGGUCACAUGACCAAGGACAAAGGUCAUUUAGGGUAAAUGAACUUGGACCAUGUUGGGGGAAUCAAUAUCGAAACCUAAACCUAAGGUUAAGUUUUUGAAAAUGUCAUCAUAAUGUAGAAAGUAUAUGGACCUAGUUCAUGAAACUUACACAUAAGGUUAAUGAAGUAUUACUGAACAUUCUCCAUGAGGUCACAUGACCAAGGUCAUUUAGGGCCAAUGAAAUUUGUGGAACUUUAUGGAUCUAUUUUGUGAAACAUAGACAUAAGGGUAAUCAAGUAUAAAUGAUUGUUUUGCACACAUCUUAGAUCACAUGAUCAUGGUCGAAGGUCAUUUUGGGUCAAUGGACAUAGUAUUUUAUUAUCAUAUGAAUGUUUUCUUUGGUGAAUAAUUAUUAAAUAGCUGUUUUCAAAGUCAGCACUGCUGCUAUAUCGAAUCGCGUAAUGCAGGUGAGACUGCUAGAGGCAUUCCACUUGUUGUUUUUCUGUUCAUUUGUGGUAUUUAAUUUGAUGAGUAUAGUCCUAAUUGGUUAUUUUAACUUUCGCCUUGCUUUUUAUUCCCCGCAAAACAAAGUUUGAUGGGGGUAUAAACAAUCAGUGUAUGGUCGGUUGGUCCAUUGCAAAUCUUGCGCAUCUACUUCCUUAGUUUUUAACCAAUUCUCAUGAAACUUGGCACACAUAUUGGUGUUGGGGCAAAGAUGUCCAAUACACCUUUUUCACAUGUGUCAGAAAUUGUGUUGCCAUGGUAACGACAUAUUGUAUGGUGAAAAUUGUGUGAAAAUCUUGCGAAAAGUUUGAAUUACUUCAAUUUUCAACCAAUUCUCAUUAACUUUGGCUCACUCAUUGGUUUUGAGGUAAAGAUGUCCGAGACCUAUAUUUUGAGUGUGUCGGAAUUUGAGUUACCAUGGUAACAACAUAUUAUAUGCCCCAAAUGAGUUUAAAAUCUUGUGAUUCAUACUAUUUCAUCAGUUUUCAACCAGUUCUCAAGAAAUUUGGCUCACACAGUGGUCUUGAAGUAAAGAUGUGCAGGACAAUUUUUUUCCAUUUGUUGGAAAUAUGUUGCCAUGGUAACAACAUACUAUUAUAUGUCAAAAAAUUAGGCAAAAAAUUUGCGGUUUGAACUACUUCAUCUGUUUUUAACCAAUUCACUUGAUAUUUAGGUCACACAUUGGCCUUUGGGUAAUACUAGGCAAGACAUAAUGUUUCCAUGUGUCGGAAACUUGCCAUGGUGAUGGUGUACGGCGGGUGUAUUAAUUACCUUCAGUGAUACCGGUAGUCCUAGUCUAUUUGUUAAUGGUUAGACAUAAGGGUAAUCAAGUUUCUGCUUCUUUUGCUUGCAAUUUUGUCAGGUUUUGUCUCGCCUGCAUAGCAGAGCGUCAACAUCAAAUCUUAAUCUAAGGUUAAGUUUUUGAAAUGACAUCAUAACUUCAAAAGUAUAUGGACCUAGUUAAUGAAACUUGGACAUAAGCGUAAAUCAAGUAUUACUGAACACCCUGCCUUGGUUUCAGGUCACAUGACCAAGGACAAAGGUCAUUUAGGGUAAAUGAACUUGGACCAUGUUGGGGGAAUCAAUAUCGAAACCUAAACCUAAGGUUAAGUUUUUGAAAAUGUCAUCAUAAUGUAGAAAGUAUAUGGACCUAGUUCAUGAAACUUACACAUAAGGUUAAUGAAGUAUUACUGAACAUUCUCCAUGAGGUCACAUGACCAAGGUCAUUUAGGGCCAAUGAAAUUUGUGGAACUUUAUGGAUCUAUUUUGUGAAACAUAGACAUAAGGGUAAUCAAGUAUAAAUGAUUGUUUUGCACACAUCUUAGAUCACAUGAUCAUGGUCGAAGGUCAUUUUGGGUCAAUGGACAUAGUAUUUUAUUAUCAUAUGAAUGUUUUCUUUGGUGAAUAAUUAUUAAAUAGCUGUUUUCAAAGUCAGCACUGCUGCUAUAUCGAAUCGCGUAAUGCAGGUGAGACUGCUAGAGGCAUUCCACUUGUUGUUUUUCUGUUCAUUUGUGGUAUUUAAUUUGAUGAGUAUAGUCCUAAUUGGUUAUUUUAACUUUCGCCUUGCUUUUUAUUCCCCGCAAAACAAAGUUUGAUGGGGGUAUAAACAAUCAGUGUAUGGUCGGUUGGUCCAUUGCAAAUCUUGCGCAUCUACUUCCUUAGUUUUUAACCAAUUCUCAUGAAACUUGGCACACAUAUUGGUGUUGGGGCAAAGAUGUCCAAUACACCUUUUUCACAUGUGUCGGAAAUUGUGUUGCCAUGGUAACGACAUAUUGUAUGGUGAAAAUUGUGUGAAAAUCUUGCGAAAAGUUUGAAUUACUUCAAUUUUCAACCAAUUCUCAUUAACUUUGGCUCACUCGUUGGUUUUGAGGUAAAGAUGUCCGAGACCUAUAUUUUGAGUGUGUCGGAAUUUGAGUUACCAUGGUAACAACAUAUUAUAUGCCCCAAAUGAGUUUAAAAUCUUGUGAUUCAUACUAUUUCAUCAGUUUUCAACCAGUUCUCAAGAAAUUUGGCUCACACAGUGGUCUUGAAGUAAAGAUGUGCAGGACAAUUUUUUUCCAUUUGUUGGAAAUAUGUUGCCAUGGUAACAACAUACUAUUAUAUGUCAAAAAUUAGGCAAAAAAUUUGCGGUUUGAACUACUUCAUCUGUUUUUAACCAAUUCACUUGAUAUUUAGGUCACACAUUGGCCUUUGGGUAAUACUAGGCAAGACAUAAUGUUUCCAUGUGUCGGAAACUUGCCAUGGUGAUGGUGUACGGCGGGUGUAUUAAUUACCUUCAGUGAUACCGGUAGUCCUAGUCUAUUUUAAGAGUUUGAUAAAUUCAGGAGACUGGACUCACUCAAUUAAGUGAAUCAAAGACCCUCACUGAUUCCUGGCAGCCACUUUUUAAGUCCAGCAUACUACCCCUGUUCUAUUUCUCUUGACUUAUAUGUUUGAAAAGUUAACAGGUUUCUGGAGUAGGGCAGUAUACCGUAAUAGGGAAGAUCUUGCCUUAGGAUAAGUUAAGUGUGAGAUUGAUUUUACAUUUUACAUUUGAUAAAUAUAUGUCGCAUAAUUUUAAUUAUGAAAAAUAAUGUUCACUAUUUAUAUCCAUGAAUAUUGUUUAGGUAAGAGACCAUGAAUGAUACUUAUCUUUCCAUUUCAAAGUAUUCAUUCAUGUUUGAUAUUUAAAAAAAUGCCUACAAGGGAAUACUGUUUUCAAGGAACAAUCUUUUCAUGGAUACAAUAUUUCUGUAUUGCAGUUAUCAUAUUCACUAAGAAACAAUGAGACCUCUUCAGCUGUACCCCUCCAAAUACCCUCUUUAACCUCCUCACCUCCCUCUUUAUCUCUCAUUCUUAUCUUAUACUCUCUUUCCACCACCCUCUUUGUCCCCACCCCGUCGCACCCAUCUCUCUCUUCUCCAUCUCUCUCCUCUCUUCAUAUUUCUUGCUACAUUUUCUUAAUGAUUUUUAAAUUCAAUUGAUAUCAUUUGUUUUCAAUUUUAUAUUACACUCUCAGCCUCCCAUUCCUGUGUAUAUUGAUGGUACUCAGCUGUAUAAGAAACUCCUCUUUUUGUAUGUGCAUGCCCAUGUGCACAUAUGAUCAAUCAGUAUUAUUAUAAACCAUCAUUUGAAAUUUGGUCAAUAAUACAUUCUCUUUUUGUGAAUGAGCACGUAAAGGAACUUGUGUAUUUUCAAAUCUAGUCAGUGCUCUGCACUCUGUGACAUAUAUGUACAUUAUGUUGUAGCUUAUUGGCAAUUAAAGGAGCUAUAAGAAAAAGUUUCCUACUUCUGGGCAUUCCCACAAAAAAGCUCACACCUAAACAAUUGCUAUUUUAAUUGCUAAUAGAAAUAGUUUGUAAUUAUUUUAACAGGUGUCAACUUUUUUGGGGUAAUCUAUUAGGAAGUUGGGGAAUUAUAAGUGAUUGGCAAGUUUCGUUUUGUUGUUAAUGUAUGUUGGUUGGUAUUUUUUUUUAUUGUUAAAGUUGCUCACUGAAAUAUAUGUUCAUUGUGAUUCAAA